AUGUCACAGCAUAUUUCAAUUCAUUUAGAGAAAGUAUAUUUAUUAAAUGUUGUGUUAUAUGCGGACUCUUUAGAAACCAUCAAGAAAUUAGUUCAAGUGAAUAGUUCAAUUCAAGAAGUUCUUCAAAUGGUCCGGAACACGCCAAACAUUUUACGUCAAUCUAAAAAAGAGUCUGAUUUUUGUUUCAACGAAUGGGACGCUCUCUUUUUAAUGAAAAGAACUAUUAACGAGUAUUUAAGUCGAACGGCUCGCAAUCUGUUUCCGUCAAUUAAUACUUUGUUAUUGGAAGGUGGAGAAGUCCCAAUGUAUGUCGACCAACUCGAGAGAAUCAGUCGAAUUGUUUUGUAUGAUCCCCCAUUCGAUUUAACACUGAUGGCGCGUAUAGAAGAUUGUAUAGUAGAAUUUAUAUGGAAUUAUAAUUCAGUCAGUAUAGUUAAUAUUUCUAAAAUGAAACUAUUAAAACGCCUCAAAAUUGACUUGAACAAACAAGAGUGCAAUUUUAAAACGAUUUUUAAGAAUCAAAGACAAACUAUUGAUGUAGUUCGAAUAACUAAUGUUUUAAACUAUGAAAAUCUCUUAGUUUUGAAGAAAUAUGUCGGGUUUGAAAAAAUCAUUGUGGACGCGGAAACAGACGCCCCAGAAAUAAUCAUCCACAAAAUCUCACAAUUUGCAAAGGUCGUUGCAGACACGUUUGUGCCGGGCAAAAACGAUUUUUUGACGUUAAUGGACAACAACGCGAUAAAAAUAUCUUUGAAGCAAAAAAUGAGUCAAAACGAAAUGGAAAAUUUUGAGAAGAUGAUUCAAAAUUACUUGCCUGCUAAUGUUGAGAUUACAGGAGAUUAUUUUGACGGAAUACAAAACGUGUUGGCGAAAGUGAAGAGUGCGACUAAGAUGGAGAUUGCGAUUGAGAUUGACCCCGAAACGAAAUUGGAAGAAAUCCUCGAGAAAGAGAGAAAUGAGAGAGAAGGAGCUGAGGAAGAUCGAGAACAGAGAAGAAUGGAUCGACUCAACGGAAUAGUCAGAUUUGAUUUGGAGAACGAAGAGACUGAAGAACAGAAAAAAGCACGGAGAAAAGCACAUAGUAAAGUGGUAACAACUCGUGAGAAAAGUAUUCAACUCCCAACCACUUUGACUUCUUUAGUUUUGAAUGACAAAACGAGUAAAUUAAAUAGUGAUAACGUGAAAUAUAUUCAAGAAAUAGAAUUAAAUAAUGUCGACCCAAAAUGUUAUGAAAUUAAUCAAUUAACAACUUUAACCAAACUCAGAGUCUCAAAUUGCACGGCCAACUUUGCUCAUCUGAGUCAGUUGAAGGAUAUCACUUUUAAUAGUUGUUUUAUAGAAAAAGUCGAAACCAUUCCGAUGAGCGUAAAAAGCCUGAAAUUAUAUAACUGCAGAAACUUGAAGUAUGAAACACUUGAUUUUCUGACUCAAAUGACUUCUUUGAUGAUAUAUGACACACGCAAUGUGACCAAUUUGGAUUUGAAUAAUUUGAUCCAUCUCCAGAAGUGCUAUUUCAACCAUCUCAUUCCAAUCUCGUUUCCUCAAAAUAUGACAAGUUUAGUCAUCGGAAGUCAAAACAACAAAACUAUCGAUUUAUUACAAAGCACAAAGUUAAAAGAAAUUUGUAUUGAAAAUACAACAGACGCAGUAUUAGUGUUACCGAGUGUGGAAACUUUAUUUUUGUAUGACAGUGUUAUUGCCAUAAAAAAUAAAAAUGAUGUAUUGAUUAAAGAACUCCAUUUUGAAGAAUGCGAAAAUAUCACUUUUGACUUUUGCAAUGUUUGUGACGUAACGAGAUUGUCGAUCUUCCCAUUUGAAGAUGAGUACUUGGAAUUGGCAAAGGAACUUCCAAAACUUGAUUUAUCCAAUUUUAAUUGA
Entamoeba invadens IP1 is the source of this 1878-nucleotide messenger RNA. RefSeq lists its product as hypothetical. The coding region runs from base 1 to 1878 and encodes 625 amino acids. The record is from RefSeq and is a predicted model, not a curated record. NCBI's taxonomy places the organism in Eukaryota, Evosea, Mastigamoebida, Endamoebidae. The transcript has a single exon.